CAGCACUAGCCCAAGUAAUCAAGAGAUGCUUGUACUCCCUGGUCUAUCUUUUUAUGUGCUGUUGCUAGUUCCUCUGCUUCCCGAGAUAUGUCUAUAUAAAUACUAUCCGGUAGAAAGCCAGACCUUAACAGAUCUACAGAUAACAAUACUACAGAUCUCGAACCAAGCACACCUUGUUUAUAUAGACGUGCAAUCAGCUACGAUAGAAAAACAGAUCCCUUGGAACCCAGAAAAUUACAAUACUUAAUUUCUGUCAAUGCUAUAGACAUGAACACGAACACGAACACGAUUAAACCCAUACCUCAAGAAAGGAAAGAAGAAGUAGAGGAAAAGUGAGAGAAAAAAAAAAAAAA
Messenger RNA from Aspergillus pseudonomiae, 353 nucleotides. RefSeq lists its product as uncharacterized. Bases 26 to 247 code for a protein of 73 amino acids. The transcript is spliced from 2 exons. The record is from RefSeq and is a predicted model, not a curated record. NCBI's taxonomy places the organism in Eukaryota, Fungi, Ascomycota, Eurotiomycetes, Eurotiales, Aspergillaceae.